AUGGCACCCACUAUCAAGAACAAAGUCUGUCUGAUCGUCCACGACGGAUGGGGCAUUGCUCUAGAGAAGGGGAUCAAGGGUAACGCUAUUGAGGCGGCUGAUACCCCCGUCAUGGACAGGAUCACCAAGGAGGACGCAGCGACGACGCUCCUCGCCAGCGGCACCGCUGUAGGUCUCAGUGAAGGUCUCAUGGGCAACUCUGAAGUCGGACACCUGAACAUCGGUGCUGGACGCAUUGUGUGGCAGGACAUCGUGCGCAUCGAUGUUUCUAUCAAGAAGAGGCAGUUCCACAAGAACGAAGCGAUCCUCGCGAGUUGCAAGCGCGCCAAAGAGGGCAAUGGAAGACUACACCUCAUUGGUCUGGUCUCCGAUGGCGGUGUGCACUCGCACAUUAACCACCUCUUCGCUCUGCUCGAAACCGCCAAAGAGCAAGGCGUUCCACAUACCUACAUCCACUUCCUCGGAGAUGGACGGGACACUGCUCCACGCUCCUCCGAAAAGUAUGCUCAGGAAUUGAUCGACUUUACCAAAAAGCUGGGGUACGGUGAGAUUGCGACCGUCGUUGGACGGUAUUACGCUAUGGACCGCGAUAAGCGAUGGGAUCGCGUGAAAAUUGCUGUUGAUGGACUCGUCCAGGGAGAGGGUGAGAAGGUAGAGGGUGGCCAAGAUGGUCUGGUUGAGGCUAUUCGCGCAAAUUAUGCAAAGGAUGUAACAGACGAAUUCUUGAAGCCCAUCAUCGUCAAUGGCGAUGAGGGUAGACUUAAAGACAACGAUACCAUCUUCUUCUUCAAUUAUCGUUCUGAUCGUAUGCGCGAGAUUGUCUCUGUUCUGGGUCUUCCCGACAAGCCCAUGGAGGUGACGGUUCCCAAAGACCUUGGUAUCACCACCAUGUCCCGCUACAAUGCGGAGUUCCCUUUCCCCGUGGCCUUCCCUCCCCAAGCCAUGACCAACGUGCUCGCCGAGUGGCUGAGCAAACAAGGUGUCAAACAGGCACACAUUGCCGAAACUGAAAAAUACGCGCACGUCACCUUCUUCUUCAACGGAGGCGUUGAGAAGCAGUUCCCACAGGAGACGAGGCACAUGAUCGCCUCUCCUAAGGUUGCGACCUACGACAAGCAACCUGAGAUGAGCGCACAAGGUGUCGCUGAUAAGGUCGCUGAGGUGCUCAAGGAAGGCACAGAGGACUUUGUCAUGUGCAACUUCGCCCCUCCGGAUAUGGUCGGCCACACGGGUGUAUACGAUGCUGCGGUGAAGGCUGUUACCGCGACGGAUAAAGCAGUCGGCACUAUUGCUGAUGCGGCCAAGGAGCACGGCUACGUCCUGCUGAUCACCGCCGACCACGGGAACGCGGAGCAGAUGCUCGAUCCGCACACUGGCAACCCGCAUACCGCACACACAACGAACCCAGUUCCAUUCCUCAUGGUCGGAGAGGGACUCAAAUUCAAGGAGUGGAAGCAGGUUAAGGAGGAGAAGAAGGAGGAUAAGAAGGAGAAGGGUGAGAAGGAUGACGAUGAAGCAGAGGAUGAGCCUGCCAUUUGCGAUGUUGCGCCGACGGUGCUUGAUAUUAUGGGACUGCCUAUUCCUGAGGAUAUGACUGGACGAUCGCUGCUUGCGCAUUGA
This is a messenger RNA of Psilocybe cubensis, 1620 nucleotides long. RefSeq lists its product as uncharacterized. Gene Ontology annotation, molecular function: manganese ion binding. The record is from RefSeq and is a predicted model, not a curated record. The transcript is spliced from 9 exons. Gene Ontology annotation, cellular component: cytoplasm. Lineage: Eukaryota; Fungi; Basidiomycota; Agaricomycetes; Agaricales; Agrocybaceae. The coding region runs from base 1 to 1620 and encodes 539 amino acids. Gene Ontology annotation, biological process: glucose catabolic process.